UUGUAGGCAGUCUGGGUGAGAGAUUGCUGGGACUGCUAGUCUGGCGUGUGGGAGGUACUCACCAUGAGCAUGGAUUCGGUCGAUGGCAGAAAAAGCAAAUAUAUUGUGAGAUUCAAGUUGUUAGUGAGAGGCUGACUUACUGUCCCAUGAAUGCCCCACCCCCUCCUCCCUCCGCUUCCUUCCCUCCCCAAUCACUCUGUCCUUCGUUUGUGUAGCUGGACACUGCAUGCCACCUCUUGAUUUCCUCCAAGGUCUCGAGGGUUAUUGCUUCACCAUUGAGACGAUCCUAUUUGCUUCCGAGGCAGUCUUGCUUUAUCUUCCAGAUAUCGACCUUGAUUCACUCAAAGCCUAGCUUGUAGCAAUGCCUCCAACCUCGUUCAAGUCAAUCAGGCAGCUGCUUGGGACUUCCGAACAGACGCAUCAGUCCAAGAUACACAUCGUCGAUAAAUAUGCCCAGCAUGAAGAACAUGGCUCUAUGCUAGACCAUGCAGUUCGGUUCGACUCAGAAACUCAUAGUUUUAUUCCAGCCAACCCUGCAGGGGAUACUCACAUAGCGCCAAAGGUGAAUCUUCCACCGCCUUCGGUUCAUGAAGAAGAACAAAGAUUCCUACAAGCGAUGCGAGACUACGAAGAUAAAUCUAAGAAUAAAUACAAGACGGGCAUCAAAGUGGACCAAGUACACACCAUAGAGGAGCUUUGGGAUAGUGUGGAUCAGGUCGCAGCGAAAUACAAGAACAGCGAAGCGGAAAAGGGUGUGUGGAAUCAGAUUCGAAACGCAUUCCGGACAUUGGGGGACCAUGAGAACGCUAUCAAUGGAUGGCUGGGGCUUCUGCCCUCCGAAUCGAGCUAUUUAAGUGUUGUGUGUGGAGGACUCAAGUUUAUCCUGCAUGCAGUGGCACGCGCCAAGGAAGUGCGUAACGCCAUCGUCGGUGGCCUGCGUGAUAUUCCCCUAUUACUGGGUGGUGCUCAGAGGGUUUUGGCAAUUUUUAAGACGUCUGAACCUCUUCGGGCUUGCAGCGAUGCUCUAUACCUUGCAGUUCUGACAGCUCUGGGGCAAAUGCUCGCCUAUACACAGAAGCACACUCGUGAAAAGGCAUUGGGGGCAAUCAUGCGAAAUUCAAGCUUUCAGGUGGCCUUGACCCAAAGUAUUGAGGAUGUGCGAAAAUGCAAGGAUAAUUUCAAUGAGGAGGCUAACAUAUGUAGCAUGCAGAUGGCUAGUCAGAUUGAACAGUUAUCGCAGGGCAUUGACAAAACGACUACAGGGUUUCGUGAAAUGUUGGAGGACUCUAUGGAGCUGGUCUGUAGCGAGGUUAGAAGGACGCAAGCGCUCCAAGCCCAAUAUAACAAAACGAUUGAGGAGAAGCUUGACAGGAGUAAUCAACUCAAUGAAAAGAUUAAUUUCAAGUUGAACGCACUCCUGGUCUUAUUUGAGUGUAACCCACAAUUAGCGGAUGAAGCAUAUGUCAAUUCUCAGGGGUUUUAUGCGCCUUCUCCAUACGCGAUGACAUCCUUUGUAUCUGGCCACACAAGUCACCGCAUGGCCCAAGAAGCUUCAGUAUAUUCCCCGCGCGACCUUCGUGCCAUUGUCCGAUCAAGACUCAUAUAUGAGGAACAUCAAGCCCAGGCUGAUGUUGUUGCUAAUUACCAACUAGCAGGAAGGCUAUCACUUGAAGACCAAGAUCGUUGCGUAUACGUGAUUCGUUCACCCGAGCUGGCAGCCUGGAUCCGUACGCCAACCUCCAGUAUCUUGGUAGUGAACGGCAACGCACCUAGAAACCAAUUCCAAACGCCAUGGAGUUUCACUGCUGCCAGACUGGUAUACACGCUCGACAUGAUGCGGGCCAAUAACUCCGAUAACAAGGACCAGAUAGCUGCGGUCCAUUUCUUCUGCGGCGAGCAUGUUGAUACCAGCAAUGAGCUAAAUUCUCCAACGACCAUCCCGAGCGAGAUUCUGUCACAGCUUUUGUCUUCCUUCAAGCAUAUCGACCUUGUUCCCCUUCUGAAGAUGGGCCAAUUCGAUGGGGACGACAUGGAAGCGGUCUGUCAACGGAUUGAAUGCUUCCUAGAUCUUCUACCAGCGACGGCGGUUGUCUUUUGCAUAAUCGACGGCUUGUCAUUUUACCUCGCCGAUGAGAAGACAUCUGAGCAGGCAAACGAGUUGCUUCGGUGGCUCAUCAAAUUGACACGCCAUCAACAAAAGGCCAGGAAACACUUGGAAAUAUGUACGUUCAAGUUAAUUCUUACUGCGCCGCGGCAGCUUCAAGCAUCGUAUGUCACAAAUUUAAGGGCGGAUGAAGUCUUACAAGUGCCAAUCAGGCCUCCUAGAACAGGAGGCUUCACGGAAAUGAAAUGGGAAGCUGGAGCGGGUGGCCAACUUGGCAUGCUCGGAUGAGAUAUUUCAAAUCUGGUUGUGAUUGUGAUGAUUGUUAGAUGAACUGAAGAAGUACACAUUUUAUCUUAAG
Molecule: messenger RNA, 2462 nt
Organism: Aspergillus eucalypticola CBS 122712
Lineage: Eukaryota; Fungi; Ascomycota; Eurotiomycetes; Eurotiales; Aspergillaceae
Exons: 5
Coding region: 362-2392 (676 amino acids)
Source: RefSeq, a predicted model, not a curated record